AUGGGUCCCUGCUCAUGCAACUGCUGCUCCAGCACCUGCAACGGCUCGUGCAGCUCAUGCACUAGCUGCACUGUAUGUCCAUUUACCUACCCCUCGAAGAAUGAUGGACGAUAUGAAAACAUGUCUGAACAUCGCGCUGACUACUACCAAAACAGCACUAAGCCGGCCUCCGCGUCGCCCGCUCCACGGCCAUCCACUCCCAAGUUUGCGGCAUCAAUUCAUCCGCGGCCGGGUAUCCCGCUGCUCUCGAAUUAG
Messenger RNA from Penicillium lagena, 255 nucleotides. RefSeq lists its product as uncharacterized. The coding region runs from base 1 to 255 and encodes 84 amino acids. The record is from RefSeq and is a predicted model, not a curated record. Lineage: Eukaryota; Fungi; Ascomycota; Eurotiomycetes; Eurotiales; Aspergillaceae. The transcript has a single exon.